GGACCUGGGAUAAGAGCAGCUGUGUUGACCAAAGUGCAUCCUGGCUCCAGGAGUAACUUCUUCACUACAAAGUGCAUCUCUGCCUUGUGGGAAAGUAUCUGAUUUCAAAAUGUCCAAGAGGUUGAAAUGUCCUCCUGACUCUCUUAAAGCUGCUGGCUGCACCAGGUACUUAAGAGGAUCAUAGAAAAAGAGCACCGUGUUUCUCUCUGAGCUCCAUGGCUUCACUGUGUUCCUUCAUGAUGUUUCUGCAAUGGGAUCCAGUAUACAGUGGACUGUCAAGAUCCCAGCAUGGCCAGCUGGGAUGAACAACAGAUAGCCAAAGACAUUUUUCUUUUUAUCAGCCUUGAUGGUUUGAAGGACCUUUUUUUAUCCCAUAGCCAUGAAAUACUGAUCUAAAUUAUGCCAACUUCAGCUUCAACCAUGACUUCCAGUGCAGGGAACAAAUCUACAUUGGUGUGAGACAAAGCAUGGAGGAGCUCACAGCUAUUUCCAAGCUGCCCAUCUCUUUGAUACUCUCCAAAAUAGACCAUGGGCAGAAGUAGCAGUGUAAUCCAGGUUCAACAGAUCUGUGGUCCCCAGAAGAGACCCUGAGGAGGCCUUCACAGCAAAUCGUUAAGCAAGCCACAUCAAUCUCUCUAGAGACUGGAGUGUGUCUAAAGAGUGCCGCCAUGAUGUGUGAGGUGAUGCCUACCAUCAAUGAGGGUGACCCCCUGGGGUCCCAGCCAGGGUCUGACUCCGAUGCCAACUUUGAGCAGUUAAUGGUGAACAUGCUGGAUGAGAGAGACAAGCUGCUGGAGACACUAAGAGAAACCCGAGAGACCCUGUCCACGACCCAGGGCCGGUUACAGGAGACUGUGCACGAGCGAGACCAGCUACAGAGGCAGAUAAAUUCUGCCCUUCCACAGGAGUUUGCAACACUGACAAGAGAACUCAAUGCGUGUCGAGAGCAGCUGCUGGAGAGGGAAGAGGAGAUUUCCGAGCUGAAAGCCGAGCGCAAUAACACGAGGCUCUUGCUGGAGCAUCUGGAGUGCUUGGUCUCUAGGCAUGAGCGGUCUCUGAGGAUGACUGUGGUGAAGCGCCAGGCCCAGUCCCCCUCUGGCGUCUCCAGUGAAGUCGAAGUUCUCAAGGCGCUGAAGUCGCUGUUUGAGCAUCACAAAGCGCUGGAUGAAAAGGUGAGAGAGCGCUUGCGAGCAGCAUUAGAACGAGUGACAACCUUAGAAGAACAGCUGGCGGAUGCCCAUCAGCAGGUAACUGCUCUGCAGCACGGCCCCGCACAGAGGGAAGCCCCACUAGGAGAAGAUGAGAAGAAGGCAGAGGGCAAGGAACCAGGGCAGAAGAUUCCAUGGAAGAGGCUGUCAAAUGGCUCUGUGCACCCCGAUGAUGAGGCGAGUCGCAUAGUAGAGCUGCAAGAACUCCUGGAGAAGCAGAAUUAUGAGCUUGCACAGGCUAAAGAGCGUAUAGCAGCUCUGGCUGCCAAUGUUGCUGAGUUGGAAGAGGAUCUAGGCACAGCCAGAAAGGACUUAAUCAAAUCAGAGGAGAUGAGCAGCAAGUACCAGAGGGACCUUCGAGAGGCCCUGGCUCAGAAGGAUGAUAUGGAGGAGAGGAUCACCACUCUGGAGAAGCGCUACUUGGCAGCUCAGAGAGAAGCCACCUCCAUUCAUGACCUCAACGACAAGCUGGAGAGUGAACUGGCCAACAAGGAGUCCCUCCACCGCCAGUGUGAAGAGAAGGCUCGGCAUCUGCAGGAGCUGCUGGAGUUGGCAGAGCAGAAACUGCAGCAGACGAUGAGGAAGGCAGAAACACUGCCAGAGGUGGAGGCAGAACUUGCCCAGAGAAUAGCAGCCCUCACAAAGGCAGAGGAGAGGCACGGGAGUAUUGAGGAGCAUCUACGGCAGCUGGAAAGUCAACUAGAGGAGAAGAACCAGGAGCUGGCAAGAGCCCGUCAGCGGGAGAAGAUGAACGAGGAGCAUAACAAGCGGCUGUCUGACACUGUGGACAGAUUGCUGAGUGAGUCCAACGAGCGCCUGCAGCUUCACUUAAAGGAGCGGAUGGCAGCUUUGGAGGAAAAGAACACCCUAUUACAAGAGCUGGAAAGUACACAAAAGCAGAUUGAGGAGCAGCAGCAUGACAAGAGGAGGUUGUCCGAUGAAAUCGACAAGCUGAGAUUAGAGGUUGACCAGCUAAAGACAAGAAGUGGAACCUUUGUGGACAGCGUACACACAAGAUCCCACAUGGGAAGUGCCACGGACCUGAGAUAUCCACUGAGCACUGUGGUUCAUGCCCCUGCUGAGCCCUUUGGUACUGCCACUGGACUGCACCGGGCACAGAAGGGCCGAUUUUCAGCUCUGCGGGAUGAACCCCCCAAGGACUGGGAGCAGGCUCAGCCAAGCGGCGUCCUGGCCACCGUGUCUCACACUUUCGACAGUGACCCGGAAAUCUCCGACGUGGAUGAGGAUGACCGAGAGACGUUGUUCAGUUCCAUGGAUGUGCUGUCCCCCAGUGGGCACUCUGAUGCCCAGACCCUGGCUAUGAUGCUACAGGAGCAGCUGGAUGCCAUAAAUGAGGAGAUCAGGAUGAUUCAGGAGGAGAAGGAAUCUACGGAGCUGCGUGCCGAGGAGCUGGAGACCCGCGUUACCAGUGGCAGCAUGGAAGGCUUGAAUCUGACGCAGCUGCGUAAAAGGGCCUCUAUCCCCACCUCUCUGACUGCUCUGUCCCUGGCCAGCUCCUCCCCAUCUGUCAGUGGGCGCUCCACCCCAAAGCUCUCCUCUCGCAGCGCCGCUCAGGACCUCGACCGCAUGGGGAUAAUGACACUGCCCAGUGACUUGAGGAAACACCGAAGGAAACUGCUUUCGCCAGCAGCUCGGGAUGAGAACCGAGAAGAUAAAACCACCAUAAAAUGUGAGACUUCCCCUCCUUCCUCUCCCAGGACGCUGCGGCUGGAGAAGCUGGGUCAUCCUGCACUCAGUCAGGAAGAUGGAAAAAGCUCUCUGGAGGACCAGACAAGCAACCCAAGCAGCAGUAACAGCAGCCAGGACUCUCUGCACAAAGGUUCUAAGAGAAAAGGGAUCAAAUCUUCCAUUGGGCGCUUGUUUGGGAAGAAGGAAAAAGGACGUCUCAUUCAGCUGAGCAGAGAAGGAGCCACUGGACAUGUUCUGAUGACUGAUUCUGAGAUUGGCCUACAAGACACCCUGGGGCUUGGUAAGCUGGGAGCUCAAGCAGAGAAGGACCGACGGAUGAGGAAGAAGCAUGAACUCUUAGAAGAGGCUCGAAGAAAAGGUUUGCCUUUUGCUCACUGGGAUGGCCCAACUGUUGUCUCAUGGCUAGAGCUGUGGGUGGGGAUGCCAGCCUGGUAUGUUGCAGCCUGCAGAGCCAACGUGAAAAGUGGUGCCAUCAUGUCUGCCUUGUCCGAUACCGAAAUCCAGAGAGAAAUUGGCAUCAGCAAUGCCCUACACCGGCUGAAAUUGCGUUUGGCCAUUCAAGAAAUGGUGUCCCUAACGAGCCCUUCAGCUCCACCCACCUCGAGGACGUCCUCUGGAAAUGUCUGGGUCACACACGAAGAGAUGGAGAACAUGGCAACUUCCACAAAAACGACACUAGCCUAUGGGGACAUGAACCAUGAAUGGAUUGGGAAUGAAUGGCUGCCAAGUCUGGGUCUCCCUCAGUAUCGCAGCUACUUCAUGGAGUGUCUCGUUGAUGCUCGAAUGCUGGACCAUCUGACCAAGAAAGAUCUCAGAGUGCAUCUAAAGAUGGUUGACAGCUUCCAUCGUACUAGCCUGCAGUAUGGCAUCAUGUGCCUGAAGAGGUUAAACUACGACCGCAAGGACCUUGAACGGAGGCGAGAGGAUAGCCAACAUGAAAUCAAAGAUGUAUUGGUCUGGACCAAUGACCAGGUCAUUCAUUGGAUUCAGUCCAUCGGGCUUAGGGAGUAUGCUAAUAACCUCAUCGAGAGUGGAGUACAUGGAGCACUCCUAGCUUUGGAUGAAAAUUUUGACCAUAAUAGUCUGGCACUUGUAUUACAAAUACCCACUCAGAACACCCAGGCUCGACAGGUGUUGGAGAGAGAAUUCAACAAUCUGCUUGCCUUGGGCACCGAUAGAAGGCUAGAUGAUGGUGACGACAAGGACUUCCGGCGAACUCCAUCCUGGAGAAAGCGGUUCCGCCCUCGCGACAUUCACAGCAUCAACAUGCUCAGUGGGUCGACUGAGACAUUGCCUGCUGGAUUCCGAGUAACCAGCUUGGUGCCACUGCCGCCGCCUCCUGUCCCACCGAAGAAAAUGCCGCCAGAAGCACAUUCCCACUACCUGUAUGGCCACAUGCUGGCUGCCUUCCAGGACUAGCCCAGGGUACAGGCCGUGCCUGUUCCUCAGCUCCAAAGAACAGACACUAAAAUCCAACCACUUAAGGCCACAUGGACCGGAAAGGACGUUCUCUCCCUUCUGCUUGUACACAGCCCCCCAAUCUCCUGUUUGAUCCUCAUAGGUACCAGUAAUGUCUGUGGCUUUUCUGUCAUCCUUUUUCCUCACCUGGGUUGUAGCAUAUACUUUUCUGAGAGAGGACAUGGGUUUCUCUCUGCUGCAGGUGUGUUCAGUAGACAGCACUGUGUUUCUGUCCGAGGUUUGGGAUGGCCUGACCAAACAUGAGAGAUGGAGGCACCUUGAAUCUGGUCUGCAAUAUUUGUAAACCUCUUUUCUGUGUAUAUUUCAUUUUGCCAAUAUUUCUGAGGGCAGCUGAGCCUGCUUGUUCUUGCCACGGGCACCUAGGAGCCAAGAGAAGACUUCUGCCAAGAGAAUGAGAGAUCAGGAAUUCAGAACAUCGCACUUCUGAAUUCUUCCUCCUCUACAAUACACAAGCCAGCAUGCUGUGCCCUCAGGCAAGGACCUUCUGCUGAGACAGGCUGCAGUGGCACAGGGGGAAAAGGGGCUUCUAAACCAGGCUGCUGUGUUACCCUUAGGAGUGGGAAGCAUCUGUGUCAAUCCAAGGCUGGAGACUGCUCAAUGGCAAUGGGUUUGUAGUGGGGUUUAUGCCAUAGAGAACAAAAGACUAUGAUAAGGAUGGAAGCUGGGAAGCAUCGCCGCUGAUGCAGGGCAGAGGGCUGCUCCUUCUAAAGUGGCACAUUAGGCCAUUCCACACAGCAUUUCCAGGUACCAUUUGUACACAAUCGUGUGCAUGUAAGAGCCAAACUGAUGCUGAAAGCACCCUGAGAAUUUCAGGCACCCAAGCAGAGCUGCACUGGGCUGUGUGGGGAAAGGCUGGCACCAUCCCCACAUCUCCCUGUCCCACCCACGAAUGGACCAACAGAACUGCAUGUGACACAUUUUAGAAGUACCAUGGUUGAUGCUCCCACCUCUCAUGGGUGCAUAGGGAGUUCCUGCACCUUCACCCUCUCAAUGCGUAGGAACUGCCCAUGCCUCCCUCCUUGAGAUUCCAGAUAGCAAUCAAUUCAGGAGGCUCUUGACUCUCUCUAUUUCUUCCUUGUAGGGUAGGAUCUAUUUGUCUCUUCAUGCCACUUUUGCCUUGUGUGGCCCCUGUUUCUGAUGUGGUAUUUAUUGAUGGCUGGAAUGACCCAUACUUAUAAUGUGCUGUUUGGAAGUGCAAUAUCAGAGAGACUGUACAGUUGCAAUGUCUUUUUGGUGUAUUAUUGCCUAAUACAGUAUUAAAUAUUUUUUUAAUUUGAAGAGUAAGUGACCCCUUUAUAUCAAUGCCCUAUUUCUUUUGUCAUAUUGGUACUGCAUGGAUUCCAAACCCUGGAACUGGGUCAGGAAAGGAUAUAUGUGUGUUCCAAUAAACAGGAUUUU
Alligator sinensis (Chinese alligator) is the source of this 5795-nucleotide messenger RNA. It is a transcript of the gene PPFIA4, whose product is annotated as PTPRF interacting protein alpha 4. The record is from RefSeq and is a predicted model, not a curated record. Bases 669 to 4337 code for a protein of 1222 amino acids. Gene Ontology annotation, molecular function: protein binding. Gene Ontology annotation, cellular component: presynaptic active zone. The transcript is spliced from 28 exons. Gene Ontology annotation, biological process: synapse organization. Lineage: Eukaryota; Metazoa; Chordata; Crocodylia; Alligatoridae.